AGAUAAAUAUUUUAUUAUNUUAUUAUAGUUUUUACUAUCCUAAAUUAAACUUGCUAGCACAAGUUUAAUCUAGGACUCCGGAGCAAGUUCGUGUGGAUACGUUGGAGGCUUCAUACGUUUGGCGCUACGUUCAUCUCCUCAAAACCAUCCCCGACCGUUCCUCCGUUCUCCGUUUUCACCGUUAAGUCAUAAAAAGGGUCUAUAAGGAAAAUCGAGUCAAAUCUACCAUUUCAUGACUAAUUAUGUGAGAAAAGGGUAAAAUUAUCAACUUCGGGUCAAAGUUGGACUCCUCCUAGGUCAAGAUUUGCACAAUGGGCCAAAAAGGAACGAAAUGGGGCCCAAUUGGACCCUAAUCCGCAUAGGUCACGGAAGACCAUUCGUGCGCCGUAAGAACCAGAAGCUGUGGCGUCCUGCCCAGACGCCUGAAGGGGGGACGCUUGGAUUUUCGGACACUUCAGACCUCUUUCCAAGUUUUUGUGCUAUCAUUGUGCUUGUCCGGAAACGGGAUUAUUAUGAACCUCAUGGAGAUCAAUAUGAUUAUAACCAACAUGGGCCUACGUACAACUACCAGCCUAAUCCAUAUGAGGAAGAGCUUCGAAAGGCCGAGAAUAGGAGAGAAGAACUUGAUGAGGAAUUAAUGAACGAAGAUCCAUCCUAUCAACCCCCUCCCCUCCACAAUUAUAAUAACCACUCUGUUGCAUUCAAGCUUGAAUGGAACAAGAGGGCCAUUGAGUGGAGAUUUAACCGAAUUGCCCAACUCCAAGAAGAAAGAGCUCAACGUGAAAGGGAUGCGAAGGAAUUUUACGAUAAAGAAAAUGAGGUCAGGGAACUUGAUCGAUUAUUAGCGAUGCACAACAUAUUUUUCAUGUCCCCUACGUAUGAUCGGUAUGAUGAAUUGUCUCCUGAGUUUUGGAGGAAACACAUGGAGCAACAUAUUUGUAUUCGAUCAGACAAACUCAAUUUGUUAGAAGAACAAGCAGAAUAUGACCUUCGAGCCCAAGAAGAGUUGGAGCAAUCAAGAGAAUGGGAGCCACAUCAAGUUGAUCAAGAAGAGAUUUACCUAGACCCUAUUCUUGAAGAUUCAAAAGAACCUGCGCCAGCACAGGAACCUGAGUAUAGCAUGACCCAGCAUGUGCUCACUCAGGCUAUUGUGAUGGAAUUACCUGAAUGCCCUCAUAGCGGCAAGAUGGAUGCUGCUUGGAUGAUACCACAUGGUGAUCAACACACGUUGCGCGACCUGGACGCUCUGCCAUUAACCUCCAAUGAAGCCAGAAAGAAGUUCUUGAUAUGGGGAAAUCAGAAGUCACUCCAGCCCCCGUUGGUGUUAGACCCCGCGACCCUGAUUGAGAGUGGGCACUGGGAAGAAAUUGACGAGUUUCUCUAUGAUCCAAAGUGGAGAGUCCUGCUUUUCCUGCGCGCAGCAGCCAGCCUAGAGCAAACCGUGGAAUUCCUCUGUUCCCUCCAAUUUUUCAAUAAAGAGGAGGAAGUCAAGGCUCCAGCCGAAGUCACAUGCGCUACUACGGUGAUCUUCACAUUGGUCGGCAGACGGUUCCAACUCUCAGUGGCAGAUUUAGUUUGGCUGCUUAGCUUGUACACCCUGGACGAGAUGAGGACCGAGGAGUUUGCCCGCCUGCCAGACACUUUGGAUCCCGCGUUCAAUGCCAAGAAAUUCUGGCAAGCAAAUGGCCGAGGGAUUUACGUGAGUGGCAGCACCAUCUCGAUGUAUUGGAAGCGUCCAACCUGGAGGAUCUUGCACCAUGCCCUGGUGCACAGCUAUUUUGGACGAGCCCAUGCUCUUGACAUAGUCUAUGAGUCCGAUCUGUUGGAACACGGGUUUACGCCUUACGUCGUACUAAACUGUGUUUGGUUUUUAUGACAGAAACGACUUUCUUUACUUGAAAACGAUUUUGAAAAAUUGGAAAAAGAAAAUGAAACACUUAAACAAGAAAACAAUUUUUUUGGAAAAAGAAGCGCUGACAAACCAGAAAGCUCAUCAAGUGAAUGUGGGUCUUGCAAAGCUUUAAAAGAGCAAGUCGCUAAACUUGAGAGCACGGUCAAGAAAUUUAAUACUCCUUA
Molecule: messenger RNA, 2076 nt
Organism: Cuscuta campestris
Lineage: Eukaryota; Viridiplantae; Streptophyta; Magnoliopsida; Solanales; Convolvulaceae
Source: the annotation of a GenBank genome assembly